AUGGCUGCAGAACCCAACCACCACAUCGCGGAGAUGAUCCAACCACGCUUCCGCGUGUACAAUGUAGCGCAUAGAGGACUGGUGGCGGUGCUGGUAGGAUUCACGUGUGUGUUGUUUGCAGACUCCUGUUACAGAGCGAAUUACACACUGCAGAAGAGCUCAGCUGAUAAGGCCGCGACGCAAACG
Molecule: messenger RNA, 186 nt
Organism: Sphaeroforma arctica JP610
Lineage: Eukaryota; Ichthyosporea; Ichthyophonida
Exons: 1
Source: RefSeq, a predicted model, not a curated record